Molecule: messenger RNA, 534 nt
Organism: Pediculus humanus corporis (human body louse)
Lineage: Eukaryota; Metazoa; Arthropoda; Insecta; Psocodea; Pediculidae
Product: pre-rRNA-processing protein TSR2, putative
Exons: 2
Coding region: 1-534 (177 amino acids)
Biological process (GO): maturation of SSU-rRNA from tricistronic rRNA transcript (SSU-rRNA, 5.8S rRNA, LSU-rRNA)
Cellular component (GO): nucleus
Source: RefSeq, a predicted model, not a curated record
AUGGAAACGGCGGCCAUUUUUAAAGGAGUCGUACAAAAUAUAUUGAAUAGAUGGAGCGGAUUAAAAUUAUCAGUCGAACAUCAAUCGGGAGGAAGGCAAAGCAAAGAGAAAGCCCUGUACUUGAUUGAUUACAUAAACGAAGUUUUAUUCACGAACAACAAAAUAGAAUGCGAAGAUUUAGAAGAUUUGAUAUCGGAUUACAUGGACAGCGAAUUGGAAACGAUUUUGGAAGAUGAUUCCGUUCGAGAAGUUUCCAAAGUCAUACUCCAGCUAUUUGAUUUGUUUCAAAAUGGAAAACACGACGAAUUAAGACUGGAAAUAAAUAAAUUACCACAUUGCGAUCUUUGGCUCGACAUAUCAUAUAAUCCUCCACAUCCUCCUCCUAGGAAAAUUCACGAUGACAGCGAAGAAAGUAGCGAAAGCGACGACGACGACGUGGACGGAAGUAAAGAAGAAGGAGGAGGAGGAGGAGGAGGAAUUGAUGAACCCAUGGAUUGCGAAUGGACGGAAGUGACGUACAGGAGAAAACGAUGA